CUGUGUUUGCCUCAGACCAAGCGGCGUGGUCGACAUACCGGACGGGUUUUAUCCAGCUGGACCGCGUUUCACAGUCCCUCUGGUUGAGCUGAGUUAGUCCUGCAGGUCGAGGAGGCAGGUUAGCACUACAGUACAGCUGGUUUAAGACAUAAGCAAUAUGGCCGCUUAAAUAACUUGCUUGGGUAACCGGUUGUUGCUGAGCGGAAACUAUCAAAGUUGUCGAAAUUACAGAAUUCUUUGAAACCGAGGCGUCUUUCUUCGUCGUGCACAACAAUGAGCAGCAUCAAGGAGGAAACUCGAAGUGCAUCCCCUCAGUGCCCCAAGCCGGAUGAGUCCGAGGAGCCCCUCGGUACGGCCAUGGAGACCGCCGGGGACGGGAGCGUGAAGUCAGAGAACAUUCCUGCGGUGGUGAUUACCAAGGAAAUGGAGGAGGAAGAGAAGCAGCUGAUGGAGGAAGGGGAGCGAAAGGAGAAGGAGAUGAUGAAAAAGGCCCAGGAGUCAUGGGAGAGGGACUCACAGGACAUGCGCUUCAAAAGGCUGCAGCAUCUGCUCCAGAAGAGCAACAUCUACUCUAAAUUCCUGCUGACCAAGAUGGAGCAGCAGCAGAAUGAGGAGAAACUCAGGAAGGAGCGGUUGGAAAAGAAGGUGGUGAAGGAGGGCAGCAGUGCAGAGACCCAGAAAGUGAACCUCGUUCCUCUCCAUCUAGAUGCAAAGAAGAGGAGGAGGAGAGAUGAAGACUAUAAAAUAUCUGAUGUCAUGACUAAAGAAGAGAUCAUGUCACAGGCGAAGAGAUCAAAGGUGGAGGACGUGAAGGGUGGGGCAGCAGCUCAGAAGAAACUGGACGCAGAGGACAUCGAGAAGAUGAGCGAUUCCAACGAGGACAUCAAGAACCGGCUGGCGGAGACGGUUCGAGAAAACGCCAAACAUCUCCUGCAUCCCCACAGGAAGGUGGACGGGCAGCCCGUCCCGGUGCAGCAGCCGGAGCUGUUCACCGGUGGAGUCAUGAGGUGGUACCAGAUCGAGGGCAUCGAGUGGCUGAGGAUGCUGUGGGAGAACGGCAUCAACGGCAUCCUGGCCGAUGAGAUGGGACUGGGGAAGACCAUCCAGUGCAUCGCCCACAUCGCCAUGAUGCUGGAAAAGAAGGUGAUGGGCCCCUUCCUGGUGGUGGUUCCCCUCUCCACGCUGCCAAACUGGGUCAGCGAGUUCAAGCGCUUCACACCAGAGGUAUCUGUGAUGAUUUAUCACGGCACUCCGCCAGAGAGGACCAAGCUGCUGAAGCAGAUCCGCAGGUCUCAGGGGCCGCUCAGCAUGUUUCCCGUUGUCAUCACUUCCUUCGAGAUCUCCAUGAACGACAGAAAGUUUCUACAGCAAGUUCACUGGAAGUACCUGAUCGUGGACGAGGGCCACAGGAUCAAAAACCUGGACUGUCGGCUGGUGCGGGAGCUGAAGAGGAUUCCCACCGACAACAAGCUGCUGCUGACGGGCACGCCGCUGCAGAACAACCUGGCCGAGCUCUGGUCCCUCCUCAACUUCCUCCUCCCAGAGGUGUUCGACGACCUCAAGAGCUUCGAGUCGUGGUUCGACAUCAGCUCCCUCGGUGAGGGGGAUGAUGUGGUGGUGGCAGAACGCGAGCACAACAUCCUCAGCAUGCUGCACCAGAUUCUGACUCCAUUCCUGCUGAGGAGGCUAAAAUCAGACGUGGCCCUGGAGGUUCCUCCAAAAAAAGAGAUCAUUGUUUACGCCCCCCUGACCUCCAAGCAGGAGACCCUUUACAGCGCAGUGGUCAACAACACCAUCGUGAAGGUGCUGGGCCAGGAGAAGAAAGAGGCUCCUGUGGCGCUGACGUCCCACGGCAGGCCCAAGCGCCGCAGUCGGAGGUUGGUGGACUACUGCGAAACGGAGGACGACACCAUGGGGUCUCUGAUGAAAUACCUGGAGAGAGUCCGCAAGGAGGCCGACAUAAGCCCCCAACCGCCGGUGCUGGACAUUUCGGCCCCGCUGGACGCCGAGAUCACCUUGAAGCUGCAGAACGUGCUGAUGCUGCUGAAGAGGUGCUGUAACCACCCGUACCUGGUGGAGUACCCGCUGGACCCGGCCACGCAGCAGUUUAAGAUCGACGAGCAGCUGGUCCAGACCUCAGGGAAACUUCUCAUCCUGGACAGGCUGCUGCCGGCUCUCAAACAAAGAGGACAUAAGGUUCUGAUCUUCAGCCAGAUGACCUCCAUCUUGGAUAUUUUGAUGGACUAUUGCUACCUUCGGGGCUUCCUGUACAGCCGAUUGGACGGCACCAUGUCCUACACUGAAAGAGACCAGAACAUCCAGCAGUUUUUCAAGGAUCCAGAGGUGUUCAUCUUCCUGCUGAGCACCAGGGCAGGAGGACUUGGAAUCAACCUGACAGCAGCGGACACGGUCAUCAUCUUCGACAGUGAUUGGAACCCCCAGUCAGACCUGCAGGCUCAGGACCGCUGUCACCGCAUUGGGCAAACCAAACCCGUGGUGGUGUACCGCCUAGUAACCGCCAACACUAUUGACCAGAAGAUCCUGGAGAGGGCCUCGGUCAAGAGGAAGCUGGAGCAGAUGGUUAUCCACAAGAAAAAGUUCAAAGGUGGGAAGGCGGAGCUGAAUCAAAGCAAGAGCUGCAUUGAUCUGGAUGAGCUGCGGGAGCUGCUGCAGGCCAGAGGCCCUGAGAAGGAGGUGAAAUCCUCACAAGGGAAGGUGAUCAGCGACAAGGAUCUGGAGAUUCUGCUGGAUCGCAGCGACCUACUGGACAAAGACAGGGGGAGCAUGAAGGAGAAGGUGGGCGUCUUCCGGGUGGUGGAAGCCAAGGAGUCCUCCGAGAUCGCAUUGGCCUGAAAACACAGCAGCCCUGAACCCGAAGCUUCCAAGCUGCUGUCACUUCCAGGAAGACCACCGUACCGUUCAGAUGAUGCUGACGCUGCUGUUUUUGUUCCUAUUGUCCAGUUGACAUGGUGUAAAAAUGCUUGUUUUUGUUAUUAAAAUGUCAUUUUAAGAUGGGA
Fundulus heteroclitus (mummichog) is the source of this 3017-nucleotide messenger RNA. It is a transcript of the gene hells, whose product is annotated as helicase, lymphoid specific. Gene Ontology annotation, biological process: pericentric heterochromatin formation; DNA methylation-dependent constitutive heterochromatin formation; lymphocyte proliferation. The transcript is spliced from 23 exons. Lineage: Eukaryota; Metazoa; Chordata; Actinopteri; Cyprinodontiformes; Fundulidae. Gene Ontology annotation, cellular component: pericentric heterochromatin; nucleus. Gene Ontology annotation, molecular function: ATP-dependent chromatin remodeler activity; ATP binding; chromatin binding. Bases 274 to 2853 code for a protein of 859 amino acids. The record is from RefSeq and is a predicted model, not a curated record.